Messenger RNA from Trichosurus vulpecula (common brushtail), 1257 nucleotides. Its product is annotated as glyceraldehyde-3-phosphate dehydrogenase-like. The record is from RefSeq and is a predicted model, not a curated record. The transcript has a single exon. Bases 48 to 1049 code for a protein of 333 amino acids. Lineage: Eukaryota; Metazoa; Chordata; Mammalia; Diprotodontia; Phalangeridae. Gene Ontology annotation, molecular function: oxidoreductase activity, acting on the aldehyde or oxo group of donors, NAD or NADP as acceptor; NAD binding; NADP binding. Gene Ontology annotation, biological process: glucose metabolic process.
AGCUCGGUGCCAGGAUCUGCUGUUUUCAGUCGCAUCCCUGAAACAAGAUGGUGAAGGUCGGAGUCAACGGAUUUGGCCGUAUUGGGCGCCUGGUGACCAGGGCUGCAUUCGCCUCAGGUGGAGUAGACAUCGUGGCCAUCAAUGACCCCUUCAUUGACCUCAACUACAUGGUUUAUAUGUUUCAAUAUGAUUCCACUCAUGGCAAGUUCAAGGGCACUGCCAAGGCUGAGAAUGGGAAGCUGGUGAUCAAUGGAAAAGCCAUUACCAUCUUCCAGGAGCAGGAUCCCGCCAAUAUUAAAUGGGGAGAUGCUGGAGCCGAGUAUGUUGUAGAGUCCACUGGAGUCUUUACCACCAUGGAAAAGGCUGGGGCUCACUUGAAGGGUGGAGCCAAGAGGGUCAUCAUCUCUGCCCCUUCUGCUGAUGCCCCCAUGUUCGUGAUGGGAGUGAACCAUGAGAAAUAUGAUAAUUCCCUUAAGAUUGUCAGUAAUGCCUCCUGCACUACCAACUGCUUGGCCCCCUUGGCCAAGGUCAUUCAUGACAACUUUGGCAUCGUGGAAGGACUCAUGACUACAGUCCAUGCCAUUACUGCUACCCAGAAGACAGUAGAUGGCCCCUCUGGUAAGCUGUGGCGUGAUGGGCGUGGUGCUUCCCAGAACAUCAUCCCUGCUUCCACUGGUGCUGCUAAGGCUGUGGGCAAAGUUAUACCUGAACUGAAUGGGAAGCUCACAGGCAUGGCCUUCCGUGUUCCUACUCCCAAUGUAUCUGUUGUGGAUCUGACCUGCUGCCUGGAGAAACCUGCCAAAUAUGAUGAGAUCAAGAAAGUGGUGAAGCAAGCAUCAGAAGGAUCCUUGAAGGGCAUCUUGGGCUACACAGAGGACCAGGUUGUAUCCUGUGACUUCAACAGUGACAGUCACUCUUCUACCUUUGAUGCUAGCGCUGGUAUUGCCCUCAAUGACCACUUUGUCAAGCUCAUUUCCUGGUAUGACAAUGAGUACGGUUAUAGCAACCGUGUAGUAGACCUCAUGGUCUACAUGGCCUCCCAGGAGUAAAGUGGAAAGCCAUGAACCUUCAUCCCCAGCCAAAAAAAGGAGGUCCACCACUGGGGAGCCUACAUUCCUAACCUAUGUUCCUGUACUGGGGAUCCGUAUCCCAUUCACAUCCUUAUCCUAAAGCACCCCUGUAGUAAGGGGGAGAAGCCUAGAGUCCUAUAUUGUGUACCAUCAAUAAAGUCACCACAUUCAGUGCAAAAAAAAAAAA